Messenger RNA from Tachyglossus aculeatus (Australian echidna), 2450 nucleotides. It is a transcript of the gene UTP14A, whose product is annotated as UTP14A small subunit processome component. The transcript has 15 exons. Lineage: Eukaryota; Metazoa; Chordata; Mammalia; Monotremata; Tachyglossidae. Gene Ontology annotation, cellular component: nucleolus; small-subunit processome. Bases 18 to 2354 code for a protein of 778 amino acids. The record is from RefSeq and is a predicted model, not a curated record. Gene Ontology annotation, biological process: rRNA processing.
CAGCCGUCUCCUCAGCCAUGGCCGCCUCAUCAGCCAUGGUCGCCUCCUCCUCAGCCAUGGCCGCCACAAGCCUGCAAGCGUUAUGCAAACAGGAGGAAGACAUGGAGCUGCUGGAAGGAUGUCCUAUGAGCUCCAGUGAGGAUGAGGGAGACAACGAUGGAGGAAAGAAGCAUCAGAAACUCCUAGAGGCCAUCAGCUCCCUGGAUGGAAAAACCAGCUUCCGCCGCAAGCCGACUGAGCGGUCCGAGGCUGGCCUGGAGGUGUCCGAGUUUGGCGUCAGCUGCAAAGGCACCAGGGAAAAGCUUGCUCUUUCAGACCUGCUCAAGUCCAUUAAAUCCUCCUCCUCUUUGGCCCCCGUGAGGAACCAGCUGAACAGAAUCAAAUCAAAGAAGACGGUGGAUGUGCCGCUCAGCAAAGGACAGACUGAGCAGAUUCGCCGGGAAGUAGCGUACAAUAAAACCUCAAAAGAAGUCACCAAAUGGGAUCCGAUCGUUUUGAAAAACCGGACAGCCGAGCAGCUGAUAUUUCCCUUGAAUCAGGAGCAUGUGAUAAUAGCCCCCAUUGAAGAGGCCAUGGAUAGCUGGAAGGCCAGAACUCCCCUGGAGCAGGAGAUUUUUAGCAUCCUGAAUCAGCACAAGCAGCCCAAGACCGAUCCUUUGCUGACUCCUAUGGAAAAAGCGUCUUUCAAAGCCAUGAGCCUGGAGGAGGCAAUGCUGCGCCGGGCAGAGAUGCAGAAAGCCCGCGUCCUGCAGUCCUACUAUGAAGCCAGGGCCAGCAGAGAGAAGAAAAUCAAAAGCAAAAGUUAUCACAAAAUGCUGAGGAAAGGGAAAGCCAAGGAAGCUCUCAAGAAGUUUGAGGCGUUGCGGAAGUCCAAUCCUGCUGCAGCCCUGGAAGAGCUGGAAAAAAUAGAAAAGGCCAGGAUGCAGGAACGAAUGAGUCUCAAGCAUCAGAACAGUGGGAAGUGGGCCAGGUCCAAAGCCAUCAUGGCCAAGUACGACCUCGAGGCACGUAAAGCAAUGCAGGAGCAAUUAGCUAAGAACAAAGAACUGACAGUGAAAGUUCAGAAGGCUUCUGACAGCGAGGAGGAGAAGGAACCCGAAGAGGACAGUAGCCUCAUCCCAGAGGCGGUGAACGAGGUGCAGAUGAGUACAGACGGGCCAAACCCCUGGAUGCAGAGAACCCUCGGUAAGGACACAAAGGACGCGGCCGUCCCCGAAGAGCCCAAGCCGCCUGCCCAGGCCCCUGCCCUCGAGGAAUCCGAGAGCGAGGAAGAAGAGCCAGGGGCAGAGGUGGAAUCGCUGUUGCGAGAAUUUCAAGAGAGACGUUCCCGCCGACAGUCCGUGGCCAGCAAGAAGGCACGGGAAAAGGGAGUGAAAGAUCCCUUCAGAGGAGAGGAAAAAGAGGUGUUGGCUCACCUGAAAGUCUUUUCUCAGAAAAUUGACAGCCAGCAAGCUAAGGUGGCCAAGAAGCCAGAAGCGCCGGCCCCCCAAGCCGUGGCGGCACCGCAAGAGACUGUCCAGGUGGAGGAGGGCCCACUGCUGGAUGAACGACUAGAGAGGGUGCGGACGUUGGAGGACAUCGACAGGCUCGGCUCCGAGGAGCGAGUGGAAGAGGAGCCGCUCCUCAGACCCCCCCCGGAAGGAGGGCGGCAGGGGCCGAGGCCCCCAGUAGCAGACCGGCCCCCGGAGAAGAAGCAGAAGAUCAUUAGCCUGAAGGCCAUCCUGGAAGUGAACUCUCAGCCCGUGGAAUCCUCGGCAGCCCCCAUCAUGGUGCAGGAGGAGGAGGAGGAGGAGGAGCAGGAGAUGGGAGAGGAGGAAACUCAGAAGCAGAUGAUACAGGAAGCCUUCGCAGGGGACGACGUGGUUGCAGACUUUCUGAAGGAGAAACACCAGGCCGAGGAAGCCAGCAAGCCUCAGACUGUGGACCUGACCCUGCCUGGCUGGGGCGAGUGGGGGGGCGUGGGCCUGAAACCCAGCCGAAAAAAGCAGCAACGAUUUCUCAUCAAACCCCCCGAGGGCUCCCCGAGAAAAGACCGACACCUUCCGAAUGUGAUUAUCAACGAAAAGCGCAACGUCCAGGCUGCAGCCCAUCAGGUCAAUCAGCUCCCCUUUCCAUUCAUUCACCACCAGCACUUCGAGAAGACCAUCCAGACGCCUGUCGGCACAACCUGGAACACCCAGCGGGCCUUCCAGAAGCUGACCAUUCCCCGGGUCGUCACCAAGCCGGGACACAUCAUCGAGCCCAUAAGUGCAGAAGAAGCCGGCACCACGACCUCUUCACAAAAAGCCCGCUCCGUCAGGAAACCGCGGCAGCGGGAUCAGCAGAAGCGACGCAAACGGUUGAAUAAAAAAUAGCUGUAGACAGCACUGUCGGAGGGCGGCCGUCUGGGUGCAUGGGGGCAAAGAGAGUUUCCUACUUUCCACAAAGAGUAAAAUGGUUGAACAUCAAAA